AUGCCCGCUCUGUCUGCAGAUGCGGCUGACACCAUCAGCCUUGUCCGUCAGCUGCAGCUACUUGACGAUAACACAAUCCGCCUACUGGAGCAGCUCUUCACGAAUCGGCUGAAUGGGGAGCUCGUGACGUCGCUCGUCGACAACCGUGAGGAGUCGCUGGCGGUUGCGCUGUUCCGUCUCUGUGCCGGCACCCAUGCCGAGCACAUCUUAGGGUACUCCUUACGCUUCUUAGCGGACCUUGUGUACGCCGACCGCGAGAUCGGCGCACAGCUCGGCCGUGGCGAUCUCGUGAAGGAGUUCGGCGGUCAUCCGGCUUCUCUGCUGCUGCAAAUCGCGUCGUCGCACAGCGAGAGUCUCGGCAUCGCGAACCCCGCCAUAUACCUGGCCGCCACCGCGCUCCGCUACGGCGAGUACGAGGGCAACGAAACCGCCUUCACGGACUUCUUUGCGCUGGCUCGCCACACCUUCGCCCCGGAAACGCUGCAAGUGACCGACGUUGCGUUCACCGUGCAGGCCUGUGUGCAGCUCGCGCGCCGUAAGGACUUUCGCCCGCUGUUCUUUCAGGCGAACCUUGUCUCGUGCAUCCCGCACCUGCUCACGGACAUCGUGUCGAGCGACUCUGCUGGCAUCAUACAGGUCAUUUACGAGACACUGCUGCUUUCCUGGCUGCUGUCUUUUGAGUACGAGGGACUCGUACUGCUCGUGCGCGAGCGCAUGAUCCCGCAGCUGCACCGCGUUCUGCAGCGGGUGCAGAAGGAGAAGUGCGUGCGUGUGACGCUCAUGACGUUGCUGAACAUGGUGGAGGCGGAGCGGAAGUAUAUGAACAAGCUGCUCAACCCGUCGUCAGAGGAGUGGGUGGACAGCAAGAUCUUCCAGUUGGGUCGCCUGCACCAGAGCGAGACGCCGGGGCAGCCCAUGAGCACCUUCAAGAAGGGCCCCUCCCUGGUGGCCGAGAUGGUCAGCGUCGGCAUGAUAAAGACGCUCUCGCAGGUCUCCCGCCGCAAGUUUGGCGAUGAGGACAUCAACGUCAUGGUGGAUCAGCUGAACGCCGCCCUGGAGAAGUCGAUGCAGGUGCUGACGAGCUUCUCACAGUAUCGCGGCGAGGUGCUGAGCGGCGUGCUCGAGUGGACGCCCGUGCACACGAGCACCAAGUUCUGGAAGGAGAAGGCGGUGAAUGUCGAGGACAACGGUUACGAGGUGCUGGUGGCGCUCGGCAAGGUGCUGCGCGAGUCAAAGGACGAAGUGACACUGGCGGUCGGCUGCCACGACCUCGGCGAGAUCAUCCGCUACCACCCCACCGGUCGCAACCUCCUCACGCUAGCCCCGAUGGCGGGGGUGAAGGAGUGUGUGAUGAUGCUCAUGUCCCACCCGAACCCGGAAGUGGCGAAGGAGGCGCUGCUGUGCACGCAGAAGAUAAUGGUGCAGCGCUGGGAGUACAUGCAGACGGCGUGA
Leishmania mexicana MHOM/GT/2001/U1103 is the source of this 1452-nucleotide messenger RNA. Its product is annotated as putative ATP synthase. Lineage: Eukaryota; Euglenozoa; Kinetoplastea; Trypanosomatida; Trypanosomatidae. The record is from RefSeq and is a predicted model, not a curated record. Gene Ontology annotation, cellular component: vacuolar proton-transporting V-type ATPase, V1 domain. Gene Ontology annotation, biological process: proton transmembrane transport. The transcript has a single exon. The coding region runs from base 1 to 1452 and encodes 483 amino acids. Gene Ontology annotation, molecular function: proton-transporting ATPase activity, rotational mechanism.